Molecule: messenger RNA, 808 nt
Organism: Annulohypoxylon truncatum
Lineage: Eukaryota; Fungi; Ascomycota; Sordariomycetes; Xylariales; Hypoxylaceae
Exons: 1
Coding region: 447-782 (111 amino acids)
Source: RefSeq, a predicted model, not a curated record
AUGAGAAUUCAGCUAGGCUCGUACAACGUGUACGCGCCGAGGAACGAGGGACUGCAGCUCUGUACGAGAAAAGCUUCCAAUCCCUUGGGCCACCGAAGCAAGGGAGAUGCAGUGUGCAAUAUUCUCGUCCUAACAGAUCGGAAUAUGUCAUUUGAUUUGAUCGUAUUCAAAAACACGGUCCCUUCUUAACCCAAUCAUUUUUUUUCGGACAUUAAAAGAUAAAAACGAGACCCAUACCUAAUGGCCUCCACCAACAACCCGCAAUGGCCGAUCGUUGGAUACCUACCGCCCCAUGUCCGACCGCCGAGUUUUGUUGGUCUGCAUCAGGUGAUAAACGAAGAAAAGUAUCUUUCCUUCCUUGAGGCUCGUCGGAUGAGACACGCAGAUAUCCUCACGAAGACUCCUUUAAACCGCCAACCGCGCCUCAUCGAGGGUCUUCCUCCGUCAUGACCAUAACUCUACCUCCCGGCACCAUAACAACCGUCUCGGGGCCCGUGACCGAUUUCGACAACCUCGUCCCGCUUCUCACGACCUUCACGCCCACGGUGGCCUGCGAGGAGGACUGGGUGUACGACAUUCAGACCCCGGGCACGGUGUGGAAGGAUCGGGACUACAACACGGACUACGCGGAAUGGUGCCAGCCUUUCAACGGCGCGAAUACGUUUUAUAGACCUGGGAUAUGUCCGAGCGGCCAGGAAAUCAAGUCCCUCGAUGUGACGGUGGAAAAUGACGGGGGAACUUUGGGCGCGUCAUGGUACGUGGCGCUGUGCUGUAGCUCGUAAGUCUGCGAAGUAUUUCAUCGCCUUUC